Psilocybe cubensis is the source of this 651-nucleotide messenger RNA. RefSeq lists its product as uncharacterized. Gene Ontology annotation, molecular function: DNA binding; structural constituent of chromatin. The record is from RefSeq and is a predicted model, not a curated record. Gene Ontology annotation, cellular component: nucleosome. NCBI's taxonomy places the organism in Eukaryota, Fungi, Basidiomycota, Agaricomycetes, Agaricales, Agrocybaceae. Bases 1 to 651 code for a protein of 216 amino acids. The transcript has 6 exons. Gene Ontology annotation, biological process: nucleosome assembly.
AUGUCCACCGCCUCAAAGAAAGCCUCAGGCACUGCUAAGCCCACCGUCAAGAAGUCUUCUGUCGCAAAGCCCGCUGCAUCUCACCCAACAUGGGUUGAUAUGAUUAAGGAGUGCAUUGCUGCCAACACUGAGGAUGCUCGUAUCGGAGUCUCACGCCCACAAAUCAAGAAAUAUGUUGAGACCAAGUAUAAGCUUGAAAUUGGUGCUGCUCAGGUCAACCAGUUAUCCAAGGCUAUUACGUCUGGCGCCGAGAAGGGUGUCUUCUUCCUGCCCAAGGGUCUUUCUGGGCGAGUCAAACUUGCUCCCAAGUCCAAACCUGCUGCUGAUUCGUCCGCCGCCAAAGAGAACAAGCCCGCUACCAAGCCCAAAGCCGCUGCGUCUAAACCUAAGGCUGCUAAGGCCUCUGCGACUACUGCCAAACCCAAGGCUUCCAAACCCUCCACCACGAAGACGGCCGCUCCCAAGAAGGCUGCCCCCGCGAAACCGAAAGCCACCACAGCCGUGAAGAAGACCCCCGCCCCCAAGAAAGUUUUGGCUGGCAAACCCAAAGCUAAAACCGCAUCCACAACAAAGAAGACAAUGGCUGCCAGCAAGAAAGCACCAGCAAAGAAGGCUCGCUGUUACUGGCAAAACUACCACCACCAAGGUUAA